AUGCAUGCAUUGACUUCACGAUACGGGCAGCCACGUCACUUGAUACAGAGUGAGAUAGCGCGCAUUCUCAACUCUGCGUCUGUUAAAGCAAAUGAUGUGGCUGCGUUCGAAGAGUUUGCUCUGGCUGUACAGUCUCUGGUCGGACUACUUAUCUCGAUAGAAGGAAGGGAUGGUACAGAAGUUAAAGCUCGUGCUCGCCGCUUGUCUCACAACACAACUUUUGCUGCUGAGUGGGACAGGAGGGAGGUACGAACCAAUCCCAAACCUCCACCACGGGAGUUUGAUAGGCCAGCUACCAUGUAUUUGUCAACCGAGACAAAGGCGGCUCCGAGGCAGAAUGUUUCCCUCAACCCUGUGGAGAAGCAUCCAAAGAAGGCAAAAUUCCAACCCUAUUGUCCUUUCUGUAACACUCAUGAACACUUUCUCAAUGGUUGCCAGAAGUUUGCCAAGCUGACGGUGGAGGAGAGGCGCUCUUGGAUCCGUGAAAACAGACGCUGUUGGAAGUGCUGUAGAACUCACCCUCCGGAGGCUUGUACACUGAAGAGGCCAUGCGGAGUGUGCAGCCAGCUUCACUUGACAAUUCUGCACGACACUUUGACUCCCGCCGGCCAGUCGUGUCUCAUGGUGAGCAUGCCCAAUCCUGACCUUUAUCUUGACCGUCCAAAUCGUUCUGCACGUGUCAUUCUCAAAGUGGUUCCUGUUGUUCUUCAUAAUGGUGACUUCCAAUUUGAGUCUUAUGCCAUCUUGGAUGACGGCCACGACUCCGUGAAGCUGAUCAAGUUCGCGGACGACACCACCCUCAUUGGACUCAUCUCCAACAACGAUGAGUCCGCCUACAGGAGGGAGGUGGACCGGCUGGUGUCCUGGUGCAGUGGUAACAACCUGGAGCUGAACGCCCAGAAGACAGUGGAGAUGAUUGUGGACUUCAGGAAGAGCACUGUCCCCCCACCCGCACCCUCCGUGAUGGACUCCCCCAUCACCUCUGUGGAGUCCUUCCGUUUCCUGGGCACCACCAUCACCCAGGACCUCAAGUGGGAGCCAACCAUCAGCUCCCUCAUCAAGAAGGCCCAGCAGAGGAUGUACUUCCUGCGGCAGCUCAGGAAAGCCAAGCUGCCUGCACAGAUGUUGGUGCAGUUCUACACGGCCAUCAUCGAGUCCAUCCUCACCUCCUCCGUCACCGUGUGGUUCGCUGGAGCCACAGUCAGGGACAAGCAGAGACUACAGCGCAUUGUGCGCUCUGCAGAGGAAGUGAUCGGCCGCAGCCUUCCAUCGCUGCAGGACCUUGGUUCUGUCAGCAGGGUCGGCAUAAAGGGCACAGCGCCUCUAGGAGGUUGUGUCCCGCGGACCACAAAGACCCCACAAAGCUCCACUGUGAGGUCAGGGCCAGAGCAGCUGUGA
This is a messenger RNA of Knipowitschia caucasica, 1398 nucleotides long. NCBI's taxonomy places the organism in Eukaryota, Metazoa, Chordata, Actinopteri, Gobiiformes, Gobiidae. The record is from the annotation of a GenBank genome assembly.